GCUGUAUCAAGUGCUUCCACCUACCCAGCUGGAGUUUCCGUGUUAUCCGAAAACGCCAUUGAAGGGCCUCUCGCAGUCACCGGUGCUCUGCCGUUCUUGGGAACCGUGGCUCUAGAAGGAGCUGUGCCAACUGCCGGUUCUGGUGCAAUCAACUACGGCUGUGGCAAUGGAGCCGUCGCCAUAUUGGCUGAGGACCUCGCCCCCGCUGGCAUCGCUGGUCCACUCGGCUACGGCAUCGGUGCCCGGGGUGCUGAAGGUUUCGGCUACGGUCCUUAUGGCUAUGGAAUCAAUGGCCUUGCUGGACCCUUCCGUGGCGGCUGUGGAUGUGGCGCAUUAAUCUAAAGACUGGCUUUAGACUGCGUGAUGAAACGUUGUCUAUUUUGGUAAAAUCUGAUGGCAUUAAUUUGAAAUGACUUAACAAAUCAAAUAAAAUUCAUAGUAUAGAUAA
Melitaea cinxia (Glanville fritillary) is the source of this 448-nucleotide messenger RNA. Its product is annotated as chorion class B protein M3A5-like. The transcript has a single exon. Gene Ontology annotation, molecular function: structural constituent of egg chorion. The annotation marks the transcript as partial. Gene Ontology annotation, biological process: chorion-containing eggshell formation; multicellular organism development. Gene Ontology annotation, cellular component: egg chorion. Lineage: Eukaryota; Metazoa; Arthropoda; Insecta; Lepidoptera; Nymphalidae. The record is from RefSeq and is a predicted model, not a curated record.